UCAUGAUUGACAGGAAGAGAGACUGAAGCAGUUUCAGUAGGAAAAAUUUUUCGCGUAAAGACGAUCAAUUUAUUCGUUGAUUCUGUGUAAAAUUCUCAAGAUUCAGCAGUAAUUUGAAGAAAGUGAAUGUUUUCGGGAUUCGGUAUUCUCGGAUAAAGUGUUCUGCCGGGGGGAAAUCGUUUGCUAGCGCGUGAAAUAUAGUUAAAUCCGUGUAUCGCAAUGUGAUGAAUCAAGAAAAUCGAAGAAACUAAACGAGCCAGGAUAGAAGGGCAAAAUUUGCACUCCUUGCUGGAAAAAUAAUCGAUAAUUUUACUGUGUGACCUAUUAGCACAUCUAGAGAGGCUAAUUCAAGGAAUAAUCCGAGUGAAAAAUUGUAAAAUCGGAUUGUUGCGCUUCGAAAACUAGAAGAUAGAAAUCCGGUGAUCAGCAAACCGAAGCGAAGAAAGUGAAACCAAAGGAAAACACCCACUUUGGCUUUGUGCAGAUCAAGCGAAGAGUGAAAUCGUUAUUUCAUACAUUUUGAUAACAAGUGCCGUCUUAUCGAGUUUCGAAGCAGCAGAAGAGUGAGUGGGCAGGAAGCAGCAAGAAAACAAGAGCCAAAGAAGCAGAAGGCACUAUGAAUGCGGCGGAUCCCUUCGUGAUUACGUCCCGCGAAAGGGCCAAGUAUGGGGAGCAGUUCAAGUCACUUCAGCCGGUCAAUGGAGUGGUGACCGGGGCGCAGGCCAAGGGCUUCUUCUUGCAGAGCCAGCUGCCGCCGUUGAUCCUGGGACAGAUUUGGGCUCUAGCCGAUACGGAUUCAGAUGGAAAGAUGACAUUGGGAGAGUUCAGCAUCGCUUGCAAGUUGAUCAACUUAAAAUUGCGAGGUUUCGAGAUACCGAAAACUCUCCCACCAACAUUGAUAGCUUCCUUGACUGCGGUGGGAGGCACUCCGACUCUGACGCCAACCUCCGGCCUUAGCCCUCUGGAUCCAUUGAAAUCUCUCUCGAACUCAAUCCAACCAAACAUGCCGCCAGCAGUUCAACCCCAGCCGGCUAUGGUCCCUCACGCCGUUCCGCAUGCCAUCGUUCCCCCUAUGAUGAACAACCAAAUGCCCGGCAUGGUUCAACAACCGUUAAUGUCCGGUGUUCCCGCUAAACCCGCCAUACCACCACAGCCAUUGAUAGCUGCCGCUCAACCCCCAUUGAUUCCAAUGCAACCAAUGAUGCCACAAAGUGGAUCCAUGCCACCCAUGGCAGGAUCUAUUCCACCUAUGAUGCCACCACAACCACAGCAACCGCUUAUCGCUGGUCUCGGAGGAAUGCCAGCUUACCAAUCGGCUCCUGCUCCGGCAGCUGGCGUUGGUAUCGUAAAGCCGUUGAUCGAUCCAAUUGGAGGCAUGACCAGUCCUCCGUUAGUACCCGGAAUCCAACCGGUCAUGCCAAUGCAAUCGGCCAUGGGUGGUAUCCCUGCUACGGCCGGUGUGAUUCCUCAGUCAGUUCCUGCUGCCGUUCCUGCUCCGCCUACUCCACCCCAAUCCGGUGGCGGAACUCCCCAGCGAUCCAUGUCGAUAUCCGAACGUGCACCAUCCAUUGAAUCUCCGCAAGUCGAAUGGGCCAUCAAGGGGCCGGCAAAACUCAAAUACACCCAACUCUUCAACACAACGGAUCGCAACCGAAGUGGUCACCUCACCGGGCCGCAAGCACGUAACAUCAUGGUCCAGACCAAGCUUCCCCAGGCGACAUUGGCACAGAUUUGGGCCCUGGCUGAUAUGGAUUCCGAUGGUCGUCUGGGUUGCGAAGAGUUUGUUCUGGCCAUGUAUCUGUGCGAUCUUGCGCUGCAGGGAGAAAAGAUACCGACCACUUUGCCACCGGAGAUGAUUCCGCCUUCCUUCCGUAAGACCACUUCCCGGCAUGGCUCGGUCGUUGGCUCGCGGCACGGUUCAGUUUCGUCGCAGGGGGCACCGGUCCAUCCGGCUAUAGUGGAUGCCGAUCCACUAUCCGGGUUGCCACAGUCUUCCUUUGAGGACAAACGCAAAGAAAACUUUGACAAAGGACAGGCAGAGCUCGAUAGAAGGCGGAAGGCUUUGAUGGACAUCCAGAAAAAGGAGCAGGAGGAGCGCGAUCGAAAGGAACGCGAAGAACAGGAAAAGAUACGAAAGGCAAAAAUGGAAGCCGAGCUCAAGAAGCAACAGGAACUUGAGAAAGAACUGCAACGUCAGCGGGAGCUCGAACAGGAGCGUGAAGAGCAACGAAAACGAGAACUGGAGAAGAAAGAGUUGGCUAGAAAAGAGCUCGAAAAGCAACGUCAACUUGAGUGGGAGACUCAAAAGAUUUCGGAAAUGCAGUUGCAGCGUCAACGCGAGCAAGAGAACGUAUUGAAGUUGAAAGCACAAAAUCAAUCCUUGAGCGUGGAGCUGAGUACCUUCAACGAAAAGAUCAAAGAAUUGUCUCAGAAAAUAUGUGACACUCGUGUGGGUGUGACCAACGUGAAGAGUACCAUCGACGGUAUGCGCACUACCCGAGACACUCAGAUGAGUGAAAUGGCUCAGCUGAAGGCCAAGGUCAAGGAUCAAAAUCAACGGUUGGUACAGCUUAGCCAGGAGAAGGCCAAGCUGGAUGCAAAGAACAAGACUGGCGAAACGGAAAGUCAGUUGCAAUUCUCGAACAAACAGAUAAUAAUCCAGCAGCUGAAGGAUAAACUAGAAAAUACUAAGCAACAAAUUGAGAACAAGACAACGGACAUAGAUAUCAACAGUAAACAAUUGACGGAACUGAAAUCUCAACUAACCGAUUUGAUUGAUUCGUGCGAAAAACUGUACAUGGAAUACGACAUGCAAAGGAUUCAGAUUUUGGAGAUGAAGAACAACCGCAAGAACGAAUCGUACACUAGCGCUUGGGAUACGGCCAACUCGUGGCCAGUGCACGACACCAGUGCAGCAGCCGUUGUGGAAACGGUGGUCCCGAGUGAGGAUAUCAAGACGCCCCCGGGCUACGUUAAGUAUCGUGCCAUUUAUGAGUUCAGUGCGCGCAACGCGGACGAGAUUACAUUCCAGCCUGGUGAUAUUGUGAUGGUACCACUGGAGCAGAACGCCGAGCCGGGAUGGCUAGCGGGAGAAAUUCAUGGCCACACCGGAUGGUUCCCAGAAACGUACGUGGAGAAAGUCGAUAGCAAUCUGAACACUGUAGUAGCGCCUGAGCCGGAAGCUAUCGCCUACACGGAACCGGCCGCAAUUACCUAUACUGCCCCCGCCGAGAGCAAUGAAGUACAAGGUACAUCAUUAGAAGAGACAAGAAUAGCUAGUACCGAAAAUAACACGAGUCAUAAUAAUAAUGUUGUUGAUGAACAAUUUACAGCGACUUACAAUGGUGACGUUGAGUACUAUGUGGCUUGUUACGCGUAUCAGUCGGCCGAAAUUGGCGAUCUGGUGUUUGACGCGGGGGAAAUUGUGGCUGUCACCAAAAAAGACGGCGACUGGUGGACUGGUAACAUUGGCAAUCGCACUGGAAUCUUUCCUUCCAAUUAUGUACAAAAGCAGGAAACUGUAAGUACUGGCCUAGAGACCGGUAGUGAGCCUAGUGUUGUAGAACCUGAAAAACAAGAAAUCAUCAACGGCAAUCAACAGCAGCAGAUAACCCAACAGGAAACGGAAGUGAAUCGCAAACAAUCGACACAGGAUGCAGAGGAAGCUCGAAAUCAGGCCGAAGCCGACUCGGAAGUAUCGCAAAUCAAUACUCAACCUCCGCCGGCACCCGCAGCCAACGAAGAGAACAUCCGCUACUCAUCGAUGUCGUCGGCCACACCCAGUCUGCGGAAAAAGGGCGAAGUCGCACAAGUAAUUGCACCGUACGAGGCUACUAGUUCGGAACAGCUGUCGCUGACGCGCGGUCAGCUUAUCAUGAUUAGGAAGAAGACUGACUCUGGCUGGUGGGAAGGAGAAUUGCAGGCAAAAGGACGACGACGACAGAUCGGUUGGUUCCCGGCGACUUACGUGAAGAUUCUACAGGGUGGACGCAAUAGUGGUCGAAACACACCGGUGUCUGCUAGUAAAGUGGAGCUAACGGAAACGAUUCUCGAUAAAGUUAUAGCACUGUACCCGUACAAAGCGUUGAACGAUGAUGAGCUCUCGUUCGAGAAGGACGACAUCAUUAGCGUGCUGGGACGAGACGAACCCGAAUGGUGGCGCGGCGAACUGAACGGCACAACGGGACUCUUCCCCAGCAAUUACGUUGGUCCAUUUGUGACGUCAGGUAACGUAUAACGAGAAUCGAGGAUAUCUACCGUAUCGUAUGGGUUGAGAAGCAUUUGCCGCAGCAUCCCCGCAGGAGAGGACUGCAUCAAUAAUAAUGAUAACUCCUACAAUAGCGACAGCAACAAUAAUCAGCCGAUGUUAUUGAAUAAAGUGUGGUCACGAAAUUGAGAAAACAGUAAUACAGAUCAUAAAAGUAUGUAUAUGUAUGUGUAUUAUUAUCACCCACGAAAAUAGCAUGUAUCUAAUACAGAAAUUCUACACCCUUGGCCAGAUGUUUCUUAAAGCUCGGAGAUACGGCGCGGUAUCAUUGUAACCCAAACACGCUAUCUGUAGCAAAAUAUAUUGAAAGCAACCAUUGUCUUCUAUUACUGAUUGGUUUACGCAGGUAAAUUUCACUGGAUAUCUGUUAUGCUUCGUAUAAUCGACGAAAUUCGUGGUGGAAGAACGACCAAAGGGUUGCUUUUGAUAAUCUGUAACGAUCUCUAUCUAUUAGCUAUCAUAUCGACUGCAAGCGUACUGAUAACUCACUUGUUCAUUGUUACUCUUGAAAUGUUAUGUAUUUAUUAUGGAAGAAGUGUAGCUCGUUUCAAAUCGUAUCUAUAUUUAAGCAAAAUCAUUAGAAGACCACUUUGACUAUGUUCAAACAUGUUGAAAAGCAACCAAACGUUGGAAAAAAUUCAUCAAUCGAUCGAUAGCAUCAUGCACUCAAACAAGUAAAAUGAUCAAUCAGUUUCACUGAAGCUUACUGUUCUCCAACGGAAGAUCAUCAAUCAUCAUCAUUAUUAUUAGUGCGAUAAGUGUUUGGUAGCUUCAAAUUUUAUUGAUGUUAUGUUCCCUAAAAUCACAAGAAUCUCUAUCGUAUCCAUUCGUAAAAAGCUGAUGUAUGAUUACGCUCAAAUCCUGUACAGAUUAAGUCAUUUUUGUUGCUUCUAAUGCGAUCGAUUUAUAACUGUGUUUACUUUGCAAAAUUUUACUUUUUUUUACUGUCAAAUUACAACACUUAAGUACAAAACAAAUAUUGAUUUUAUAAAUCUAACAAUAAACUAUACAAUUCAAAGCUGAUGCCACCGCAAAACAAGGAAAAGUGCUCUAUCGGAGUAGUUUUUAGGGUAUUACUGAUUAUUACGUUAAUGUGUGAACAUAUAUUAGAGGCAUAUAAAUUAAAAGAAACAAAAAUACUACAUUCCAUAUGUGAGUUCUAGAAAGCUUAAAAACAUGAGGAAGCAGCAUAUUAACGCUACCAACAAUAAGUCAAGUUGUAUUCCGGACACGAAUCAAUUACGGUGACAUGUAAAAACUAACGUACAGGAAAAGCUAUGUUUAUCGAUAUCGAAAUGAGAUAAUAAUGGAAAUAAAAUCAAGUUAAUUCUCCACAGCA
Molecule: messenger RNA, 5606 nt
Organism: Aedes aegypti (yellow fever mosquito)
Lineage: Eukaryota; Metazoa; Arthropoda; Insecta; Diptera; Culicidae
Gene: Dap160
Product: intersectin-1
Exons: 14
Coding region: 617-4237 (1206 amino acids)
Biological process (GO): clathrin-dependent synaptic vesicle endocytosis; endosomal transport
Cellular component (GO): cytoplasm; clathrin-coated pit; intracellular vesicle
Molecular function (GO): protein binding; calcium ion binding; molecular adaptor activity
Source: RefSeq, a predicted model, not a curated record